CGGAGGAGUAGAGUUAGGGGUGGGAUGAAGAAUACUCCAGCGAUGACGAUUCUGUGAUGCAAAACAUUCUAGUAAGUGACAGAAAUCGCUUACAAAUCAUUUUAGAUAUACGUCAAUGAAAGUAUUUGCAUGUUAAGCAGCUUUAACUGGUGAAAGACAGCGAAGAAGUAGAUUUUUAGCUGAGUGAAGAAGACAUUAUUGCAAGCCUAUUCAAAAUCUGCAAUCAUACGGAGAGCUUUUGGUUCUAAUAAUAGGUUGCGCAAGGAUGAUGAUUAAGGCUUAGCUGCAAGAUAAACCCAAGAAAAUGGCAUCGGGAAUAGGUACAAAUGUGACCAUCCAUGGUCUUCCGGCAAGUUCAUAUGGUCAGGAUUCAAAUAUUGCAUUGCUGAAAAUCAAUGUCAUUGCUGGCUUGAAUUUGGCUAAGAAAGAUAUCUUUGGAUUAAGUGAUCCAUAUUGUAUUGUCAAGUUGUAUGAAGAAAACAGAGACGAUGUGAUUGAUCAGUCUCAGACAAAAAUUCAGAAAAAGACUCUGAAUCCGCAAUGGAAUGCAACCAUGUAUUACAGGGUGAAGAAAUCAUCCUCGCGUUUGUUGUUUGAAAUCUAUGAUGAAAAUAGAUUGACUCGUGAUGAUUUCCUAGGCGAAGUUGAUCUUCCUUUGACUGACAUUCCUACAGAGUCUGAAGGUUUAGAGAUUCCUUUCAAGGAAUAUCUACUGCAACGUCGGAGCCGGCGCUCUCAUGUUCGGGGCCACCUUAGAUUGAGGCUUGCCUACAUCCCUGAUCCUGCUGAAAGCCAACCAACUUCAGCUGAAAGUCAACCAACUUCAGAUGACGAAGAAGGCUUUAUACGUGUUGCCUCGUCAACUAGAGAACGAGUAGAAGAGCCGGGCUGGGAAACUGUAAAUGCUAGUGAUGCGCCUGUGAGUGAUACACCUGCAUUUGCAAGGACUCUCUCGACUAGCGAAAAUGAUGUCCCGCUCCCUCCAAACUGGGAAGAGAGACAGGAUGCCAACGGAAGAACUUUUUACAUCAAUCAUACAACGAGGGAUACGACAUGGGAACGGCCAAGAUCUGCUCGAAAUGAAAGUUCUGAACAGCAAAGAGAGCUUGCAAGAAGGCUGGAGCGCAAUUUUAGCAUACGGAGGCAUAUAAGCGUUGAAAGUGAUAUGCAGGCAAGAUUUACAACUGACAACAACUCUGACGUAACAGUUCGUCAUAUAUCGGUGAACCAAGUGCAAGAUCACGAAAGACUAAAUCGAAUCCCGUCACCUCUCCCUCCUGGAUGGGAGGAAAGAAGGGACGAUGAAGGGAGGACAUUUUACAUUGAUCAUAAUUCGCGAUUGACAACUUGGGUUCGCCCUCGCGCGUCCAGCUUUCAACCGGUUGCUGAUCAAACUGAACGUAUAAGUGUGACGUCCGGAUCAUCAGAUGAAGAUCCGCCAGAAAGUCCGGAAGGAGACCAAGAGCAACGCGAGCCACAGUUCAACCAAGAGCGUAUCCACCCAGAUGUUCCCAGUACUGCAGAAAUAUCUCUACCACCCGGCUGGGCAAUGCAGCUUACUCCAAAUAACCGUGUCUUUUUCAUAGACCACAACAAUCGCACCACGACCUGGAUUGAUCCAAGAAUCAACUAUCAAGCGGCUGUGAAGGAUCUAGGACCAUUGCCUCCGGGUUGGGAAGAGAGAAUUCAUCAAGAUGGCCGUGUUUUUUUCAUAGAUCACAACACUCAGUCAACACAGUGGGAAGACCCCAGAAUCCAGAAAAUUGCAGCGAAAAAGGCCCAGGCUGUUCCAUAUUCAAGAGACUACAAGAGGAAAUACGACUUUUUCAGAUCAAGAUUGCGCAAGCCCGAUCAUGUACCGAACAAAUAUGAAAUCAGAAUUCGAAGGAAUUCCAUUCUUGAAGACUCUUACAGAGGCGUUUUCGUCACAGUAAAGAACACCGAUCUUCUUAAAACAAAAUUGUGGAUUGUUUUUGAUGGAGAAGUUGGUUUGGAUUACGGGGGUGUAUCAAGAGAGUGGUUUUACUUGCUGUCAAAGGAGAUAUUCAAUCCGUAUUAUGGCUUAUUCGAAUACUCAGCAACCGAUAACUAUACACUACAGAUUAACCCAUACUCAGGCCUAUGCAACGAUGAGCAUCUUUCAUACUUCAAAUUCAUUGGAAGGGUCGCAGGAAUGGCUGUCUACCACGGAAAACUGUUAGAUGUUUUCUUCAUUCGUCCAUUUUACAAAAUGAUGUUGGGAAAAAAGAUUGCGUUAGCUGAUAUGGAGAGUGUGGAUUCUGAGUACCAUAACAGUUUGAAGUGGUUGCAAGAUAAUGACCCUGAAGAUUUGGAUUUGCGGUUCCAAGUAGAGGAAGAGGCAUUUGGGAAGAUUACAAGUCGUGAGCUGAAGCGAGAUGGCGCAGAAAUUAAAGUUACAAAUGACAACAAAAAAGAGUAUAUUGAUUUAGUGAUUAAAUGGCGGUUUGUUGAUCGAAUUAACGAACAGAUGGAUCAAUUUAAAGAGGGUUUUAAUGAAAUAAUACCACAUGACCUCUUGAGAAUUUUUGAUGAGCGAGAGCUAGAGUAUCUUCUUUGUGGACUUGGGGAAAUUGAUGAGGAAGAUUGGAAGAAGCAUACAAACUAUCGUGGUGGAUACCAUGAAAAGCACUUUGCAAUACAAUGGUUUUGGAAGGCUGUUGGUACAUUUGAUAAUGAAAUGAAAGCUAGGUUGCUUCAGUUUGUCACUGGCACUUCACGUGUACCAAUGAAUGGGUUCACAGAAUUAUAUGGCAGUAAUGGCCCACAAAAAUUCACAAUCGAAAGAUGGGGAGAUACACACUCAUUGCCAAGGGCCCAUACCUGCUUCAAUCGUCUGGAUCUGCCCCCCUAUACAAGUUACCAUGAACUUAGAGAAAAAUUGAGGCUAGCAGUUGAAAAUACAGAAGGAUUUGAAGGAGUUGAUUGAAAUAUAAACAGAGGAAUAUAUGGAAUUCAUAUAAUCAAUUGUUUUUCAAGGAUGGUAGACCAUAUGGCAAAUUAGCAGUGACAGAUUAUUGCUUUAUAUAGCUUUGUAAUUAAAAACUGCUAUAGAACUUGGUUUCCCUGCGAAAGGAGAGAUGUAUUUAGAAUAUGCAUAACCGGAAGAUUUGUAAUUGAAUAAUCUAUGUCAGUUUACUGUAGUUGACUCUGCUUAUAAUCGCUUCGCUUAAAGUCACACUGCUGGUUACAGUCACAUAGCAUUUUAUCCCAAAUAUCUGAAGCUCUGUUUUGCAAUCCCACUCUGAUUUCAUUUACACCUUUCAUUGCAGCAUGUGUUGUGACAAUAAGCAGAGUUUACUGUAGCUUGAAUAAAGUAGAUUUAACUUUGAUUAUGCAUUCCCUAAGUCAGUUUGAUGGUGGCCGCUGCUUUUCAUUGUAAACCAAAUGUAUGCAUAACAAUUAUCAAUUUAAGUUAUACCAUAUGCUGUAAUAAUUUUUAUAAACUCAUUUAUAUUUUCAAAUAAUUCAUAAGAAUUUGAAAGAUUUACCUUGAUUUGUUUACAUUACCUUUUCUUAAUCUUAGAAGCAACUUUGGGUUUGAAACAUAAGGGGGCAGUAUUGUUGGUGCUCUGUUUGCAUGUCUCAUGCUCUGUAUGGAAGUUUCUUUGACAUUUUUGUCCAAAAAGUAAAGUUAGAGCUCUAGCACCAGUAUCUGUAUUAUGCUGGUUGAAAUUCUUUGUUAUUUGGCUUCUUGCCUUUUUUAAUCUAUAAAACAAUGUCUUUCAAAUUUUUCUUUUGCUUGGAAAAGUCAUCAUUUGUAAAAGCCAUAUAGAUUAUUUAUGGAAGAUUUUCCUUUUCUGGAAAGGACAUUCUCAGUUUUGAGCAAAAAAAUUUUUAUGUGGAAAGAAGCUUGUUUUCCCAUUUUUUUGUUUGUGCAAUCUUUUUUGGAAAUCUUUUUUGAUACUUUUUAGGAAAGCUUUUGCAGUUAUUUCUGGUACUUAAAAUAUCAUCAGUUGAUUGUAAGUGUGCAUUGGCUAAAAACAACAUGUUUCCAAUGAUGUUCAAAAGAAAACUUAUACUGCUUGAAUAUAUAUAUAUAUAAGAAUAUAUAUAUAUUAUUUUACUUAAUAUUUAACACAUUGGGCUGGAGAAGAAGCAAUAGAGUUCAUACCUGUCACAUAUUUUAACAAAGACAUGAUUUGUGCAACUUUUGUUUGCAAAAUAUUGGAAAGGUUUCAGUGCAUUAGUUUUGAAUAGGGUUUGUUGCUGAAUUCCUGUAAUCCAGUUAUUAUUUUAUCUUAUAUUCUGCAGCAUACCUUUAAUAUAUUCAUCUAUAUAGUAAAAUGAAAUAAUUCCACUUUUCA
This is a messenger RNA of Rhopilema esculentum, 4325 nucleotides long. RefSeq names its product E3 ubiquitin-protein ligase NEDD4-like. Gene Ontology annotation, cellular component: cytoplasm. NCBI's taxonomy places the organism in Eukaryota, Metazoa, Cnidaria, Scyphozoa, Rhizostomeae, Rhizostomatidae. The record is from RefSeq and is a predicted model, not a curated record. Gene Ontology annotation, molecular function: protein binding; ubiquitin protein ligase activity. Gene Ontology annotation, biological process: ubiquitin-dependent protein catabolic process; regulation of dendrite morphogenesis; protein ubiquitination.